Molecule: messenger RNA, 2592 nt
Organism: Suillus fuscotomentosus
Lineage: Eukaryota; Fungi; Basidiomycota; Agaricomycetes; Boletales; Suillaceae
Product: Creatinase aminopeptidase
Exons: 13
Coding region: 1-2592 (863 amino acids)
Molecular function (GO): metalloaminopeptidase activity
Source: RefSeq, a predicted model, not a curated record
AUGCCGCCUCCUCCUCCGCCGCCUCCACCGCCCAUGUGCUUUCCUUUCACGAAUCGUUCACGAACUCGCGAAUCCAGCCCUCUCAUGGUUCGCACAGACUCGGAAAAAUCUUAUGCAUCGUCUCAGAGGUCCGAAAACCGCUCCAACCGUUCUGAGAAGUCCGACAAUAAUUCCCAUCGUUCGUCUCAGAAGUCCGACAACCAUUCCAAUCGUUUGUCUCAGAAGUCUGACAACCAUUCCAAUCGUUCGAAGCGAUCGCGUAAUUCUACCGGCUCCCCAAAUAAGCUCGUCCGCUCUGGGUCUUACUCCACCACGCGGACCCUCGCAUCAGACGUGGAGAAACUAUCUUUUGAUUCGGAUUCAGAAGUUUACGACCUCCCUACACUUGCUGACGACAGCCGCAUCAAGCUCUCCCCGCUCUCUCGCAGUGACAGCAAGUCUGGUCUGACGAGGGUCGAUUCGAAGAAAUCCACGAAGUGGGGAUAUGGGUGGGGAUUGGGAAAAGCCAAGGAGAGGGAAAGAGAUAUGUUGGAACGAUCGCCCUCUGUCGAUUCGGAAAGACCUCCGCUUUACAAAUCACCUACUCGUACUUCCUCCAGGUCCAGCGGCAGCAAACGCCCACCUUUCUACUCGAAUGACUCUGGGAGCACGCUUGUUGGGUCUGCUUAUGAACGCAAGAUAAAUGACGUCGAAUUCAUCAAGGAGAAGGUAGACACGGCAGAAAGAUUGGAAGAGAUCAGGAAGUUGAUGGCCAAAGAGAAACUUGAUUACUACGUUGUGCCCAGUGAGGACCCCCAUCAGUCCGAGUAUGUCGCAGCGAGUGAUAAACGUAGGGCAUGGAUCUCUGGGUUUACCGGAAGUGCGGGCCAAGCUAUCAUUUCAAAGACGGCCGCUUACUUAGUGACCGACUCGCGCUACUGGUUGCAAGCUCGCGAUGAACUUGACUCAAACUGGCACUUGAUACCUGGUGGGGCCGUAGAUGGCCCUAAAGAUUGGAUUGAUUGGUUGGUUGAUCGUGUCAAGGAUUCGAAGAUUGGUAUAGAUGCGCGCAUGAUCUCACAUGAGAAGGCUACCUUAUUCAACACACAACUCAACCACAAGAACUCGAAGCUCGUCUAUCCUCCCCAGAAUUUCAUUGACAUGGUUUGGAAAGACAAGCCCUUGCGGUCCAAGGAACCCGUUUUUAUUCAAUCUCUCGAAUUUACGGGCAGAGAAGCUAGCACAAAAAUCGCAGAGGUUCGCGCUUGGAUUCAGGCACAACCUCCGGCUGUUCCUUCGUACUCCAAAGCAACUCCGACUCCUGCCCAGAUGCAUAUCGGCACAUUGAUUAGUUCUUUAUCUUCAAUUGCUUGGCUUCUUAACUUACGUGGCUCCGAUAUCCCUUUCAAUCCCCUGUUCUAUGCCUACCUGUUCAUUUCUCUUGAUAGGGCGGUCCUAUUCUUGGAUCCGGCCAAGCUUACUGAUGAAGUGGAGGAUCACCUACGUGCCCUCAACGUCGAGCGGAAGGAAUAUAACGACAUUUGGGCUUUCCUCCGUCGGCGAGAAUGGGGCGAGGGGAAAGUUCUUAUCUCUACAGAAACUUCCUACGCGAUCUCCUUGAUGCUGACGCAUUUCCGUUAUACUGCCGUCACACCAUCCUUCAUUGACAACAUCAAGGCUGUCAAGAAUGAAGUAGAACUUGAAGGCUUGAGGCGCGCCUACCUUCGCGAUGGUAUUGCAUAUGUUAAAUGGCUUGCAUGGUUAGAGCACAAGAUCCAACAAGGAUACGACAUUACGGAGUAUGAAGCAGCAUGGCGUCUCACAGAGUACAGGAGGCAAAAUAAGCACUAUUGGGGUCUCGCAUACGAGAAUAUCUCUGCAAGCGGGCCUAACGCGGCUCUUCCCCACUAUUCGCCCACGAAAUCUGGCGCCCGGAUGAUUGAUCGAGAUACCCCUUACCUUAAUGAUUCUGGAGGUCAAUACCGUGAUGGCACCUGUGACACAACACGUACAAUUCAUUUUGGAAGGCCAUCAGUAGACCAAUCGGAAGCCUACACUCGCGUUUUGCAGGGUCACAUUGCCAUCGAUAGCGCAGUAUUCCCGGAGGGAACCACCGGCUCCCAACUUGAUGUUCUUGCUCGACGUGCACUAUGGAAGGACGGACUCAAUUACAUGCACGGCACUGGCCACGGUUUUGGCUCGUUCUUAAACGUUCAUGAAGGCCCACACGGGUUUUCUAGCAACGUUGCUCUUGUUCCUGGACAUGUCAUAACAAACGAGCCUGGUUUCUAUCUGGAAGGCCGGUGGGGAAUGCGCAUUGAAUCUGCGUUGGCUAUUCGCAGAGUUAAGACGAAAGGCGAAUUCAACGGCGACGUGUGGCUUGGGUUUGAACGCCUUACGUGUGUUCCGAUCCAGACGCGGAUGGUCAAAGAAAGUAUGCUUACCAAGGAAGAAAAGCAAUGGUUGAAAGAUCACAAUAAGAAAUGCCUAGAAAGACUCGAACCACUCCUCAAGGAUGAUAAGCGUGCUCUCAAAUGGCUGAAACGUGAAUCUGACAGGGGUAUUGGUCUCGCUGCUCCUGGCCCCGGCGGAAUUACCAUUGAUUGGGACUAA